Colletotrichum abscissum is the source of this 168-nucleotide messenger RNA. RefSeq names its product major facilitator superfamily transporter. Bases 1 to 168 code for a protein of 55 amino acids. The transcript has a single exon. NCBI's taxonomy places the organism in Eukaryota, Fungi, Ascomycota, Sordariomycetes, Glomerellales, Glomerellaceae. The record is from RefSeq and is a predicted model, not a curated record.
AUGGUCUAUACAAUUAUUAGUUUCGCAAACUUAACCGGCCCUCCACUAGCCGGACUUCUAAUCAAGGCCGGUGAGGGUCGGUAUAUUUAUACGUUUAUAUUUAGAGGGCUAUGUCUGGCUCUAGGUACAUCAUUCUUAGUCGCCUCUCGUAUUACUAAAGGAGGCUAG